AUGGGACAGGGCAAAGCCAUUCCUCCACCCCUGCCGAAUCGGGAAGACUAUGUCGUCGAUUUCGAUGGCCCGGACGAUCCUCAGCACCCCUUGAAUUGGCCUCUCUUUACCAAAAUUCUCAUAUCGACGAUCGCAUGCUUUGGCACAUUUAUCCCAUCAUUCGCCAGUGGAGCCUUCGCACCUGGCUCUGCAGCAGCAGCCAAGUCUUUUCAUGUAGGAUCCGAAGUUGGGAUACUGGGUACGUCGCUUUUUGUGUUAGGUUUCGCAGCCGGUCCUGUCAUCUGGGCCCCCGCUUCGGAACUGUUUGGAAGACGAUGGCCUUUGACACUAGGUAUACUCGGAGGUGCUGUAUUCACCAUUGCAUCCGCUGUCGCGAAAGACAUCCAAACGCUGAUAAUCUGUCGCUUCUUUGCGGGAAUGUUCGGGGCCAGCCCACUCGCGGUGGUUCCUGCUGUGCUGUCGGACAUUUGGAACAAUUCGCACCGCGGAGCUGCCAUUUCGCUGUAUGCAAUCCUCGUUUUCUUGGGUCCGUUGAGUGCCCCUUUCAUUGGAGGCUUCAUCGCUUCGAGCUCGCUCGGAUGGCGUUGGACCCUGUAUAUUCCGGCUAUAGUGGGCUUUGCUUGGGGUGGUAUCUGCAUAUUAUUUUUGAAGGAGACAUACGCGUCUUGCCUUCUUGUGUCGAAAGCGGCCACCCUUCGGCAGCAAACUGGUAAUUGGGGCAUUCAUGCAAAGCAGGAGGAAGUCGAGGUGGACAUACAGCAGCUGAUUCAGAAGUACUUUACCCGUCCACUGCGGAUGCUCGCAACUGAGCCCAUUGUCUUAGUCAUUUCCCUUUAUAUGUCCUUCAUUUACGGCAUUGUGUAUGCCCUGCUUGAAGCUUACCCUUAUGUUUUCGAGUCCGUCCAUGGCAUGGGCCCCGGGAUUAAUGGUCUUCCAUUCAUUGGCCUCAUUAUUGGGCAGAUGGCUGCCUGUGGAUUCGUUCUCUCACAGCAAUCCGCCUAUGUAAGAAAGUUAGCUGCCAACAACAACGUUCCCAUCCCAGAAUGGCGCUUGAAUUCUGUUGUAGUUGGGGCUCCAGUGUUCACGAUUGGCAUCUUCUGGUUCAGUUGGACUGGCUUUACUGCUAGCAUUCACUGGAUGGCUCCAACUGCAGGAGGAGUACUGAUCGGUUUCGGAAUUCUCUCUAUCUUCCUACCAUGCUUUAACUAUUUAGUGGAUUCAUUUCUCCCCGUGGCUGCUUCGACCGUGGCUGCCAACAUCAUCCUCCGAUCCAGCGUUGCGGCAGGGUUCCCACUUUUCUCGAAGCAGAUGUUCGCGAACCUCGGGGUGCAGUGGGCGGGAACACUGUUGGGGUGCCUGUCGGCGAUCAUGAUUCCCAUUCCGUUCCUAUUUCGAGCAUAUGGACCCAGGUUGAGAGGGGAAGGCAAGCAGACCAGCCGUUGGGGCUAUGAGUGUCACUAUCAGGCUCCGCGACGCGUGAGAAGCAAACCCGCCGACCGGGGAACCAGCAUCUGCGACCAGAAUGAACCCAUCCUCGAAUCGAGUCCCCGAGAGGUGGGCCGCUUCACUGAGACCCUUGAGGUCAAUUCGGGAGCGGCUUUUGUCAGAAAGAUCGGCCUCAAAGUCGACCCAGCCAACGCGCCCAAAUUGAACCUCUUUGGCUGGAAUGUGGGCAGACGCAAGUCCCCUGCCGGACUCGCCCCCGUCGCAGCCUUUCCCAUUGUCGAGAUCCUCUCGUUGAUGCAGAUGAGGACUCUGGCGAAUGUCUUUUUCUCCAAGGUGGAUCCCUGCUAUGGUUUUAUCGAUUCCAGCGAUUUCUUCCGCCGCAUGGACAGCCGCUGGCAGCCCAACGCGGUGGAGAGUACGUAUGACGGCGUCUUAGCUGGGGUUGCCGCUCUCGGAUGCCUUUUCUCAGGGACCAACAUUAACAUCACCGAGUCUCACUUGGUCGAACUGAUGCGCUCGAUCUCCGAGACUCAUAUCGGAAGUGUCCGUCCCUCACUGCACUUGGUGACUGUAUGGACCCUGCGCGUGAUUUAUCUGCGCAUGACUGCCCCUCCGUAUCCCUGCUGGGUGACAAGCUCCACCUUGAUGCACUUGAUUGAAGCUUCCAAGCUCCAUCAGCUAUCAACAGAUGACGAUAAUGAUGUCGAUAUUCGACGGAGACUCAUUGGUGUCGCUCAACAUCUGAACCUCUGGAUCUCCUACGAUCUGGGUCUUUCCCGAGUUCCCCUGUGCAGUGAUACGCUCGGACUGCCUUCGUCGCGACCCGGCGAUUUCACCACAGAGCUCCUCGGUCUCCUACCUGUAACCGCCAGUCUGGGUCCGGAGAACCAACGUCCAGACCAGGAAAUCGAAGAGCUAUUACAUCAGACAUUGAACCGCAGUCACACCAAGCCACCCUCUCUUCUUUGCCAAUGCAAUCUGGUUCUAUGUCUGCUCCGACGUCUCCGGUUAACAAACCUCACUGCAUCGCCAACCACAAUGACCAAAGUCCUUGACCUACUCAAACGCAGUCUAUGUGCAUCACGUGAAAUGGUUGCCGACUGCUCUCCAUGGCACCAUGUACCUAAUGUGCCGUUCCAGAUGAUCAGUAUCAUCCUCGAGAUGGACACCAGCCCAGCACUCGAGCUACUGCCUGAAGCUAUGCAAACGUUGAGGGUGGUGGCCUCUACCUACGAUACGGAAACUAUGAGGGAAGCGUAUAACACAGCGUGUUUACUCAUUCUUCUGUACGAACGGCGUAGACGUGCGGACACUAGGUUGCUGAGUACAGUACUCAAUGAGUAUCAGCAGUCACCAGCCACAGAGUCGUCGCUCCAGCAAAUGGCAACUUCUGACGAAGUAUCCUGGCUGGAGGGGCUAGUUGCUGAUGUGCCAACCUUGCAGGGCCUUGACUUUAGUCAAUUUUUGCAGCCGGACAUGCUUCGAAUGUCUCCGGAUGCUUCUGCUUGGGAAAAUAAGUCUAGUUGA
Molecule: messenger RNA, 2973 nt
Organism: Aspergillus piperis CBS 112811
Lineage: Eukaryota; Fungi; Ascomycota; Eurotiomycetes; Eurotiales; Aspergillaceae
Product: MFS transporter/fungal specific transcription factor domain-containing protein
Exons: 5
Coding region: 1-2973 (990 amino acids)
Biological process (GO): transmembrane transport; DNA-templated transcription
Molecular function (GO): DNA binding; zinc ion binding; transmembrane transporter activity
Source: RefSeq, a predicted model, not a curated record